AUGAUGUGGACCUCUCAUGAUACUGUUGGAUUUGUUUUCUUAGCCGGAUUUUGCGUGCAAUUCGGAUUCUCCUUUGAAGGUCGCUUCACGGAUCUGCCCUCCAACAUGACGGUUAAAGAGGGACAAAACAUAGAAAUGGCGUGUGCUUUCCAGAGCGGAACCGCGUCUGUGUAUUUGGAGAUCCAAUGGUGGUUCGUGAAAGCACCGGAACCCACUGACAGCGAGGAGGACGUCGAUGCUGAGGAGAUGGAGAUGAUACCAGAGCCUGAUCCUGAUGACGAGGGGACAAAAAUAAGUACAGUGAAAGUCCAGGGCAACGACAUCUCACACAAGCUGCAGAUCUCUAGAGUCAGCAAGAGUGACGAAGGACUUUACGAGUGCCGGGUGACGCGAGCUAACUACGGAGAGAUUGUGGAGUACAAAGCCCAAGCCUGGCUUAAGGUCAACGCCACGGCCAGGCCACGGCGACCACUGCCGCCACCCAAGAAGACCUCCCCACUGCACCUGACGGACAAGAAGCCGAGAAAGUCCAGCUCAUCUCUGGGCCAGGACAGCAUGAGUUCAGACCAGAGGGUGGCCUCAACCUCCACCUCUCACACGUCCUCCAAUACAGCUAAACACAACCCCGGCUCAGGUACAAGAAUAUCAUGCAGCUAUGGACUGGCUGUCCUCCUUCUGGCGUGUGGUUUGGUGAGGGAUGCCUUGUUAUAA
Molecule: messenger RNA, 711 nt
Organism: Toxotes jaculatrix (banded archerfish)
Lineage: Eukaryota; Metazoa; Chordata; Actinopteri; Toxotidae
Gene: vstm2a
Product: V-set and transmembrane domain containing 2A
Exons: 5
Coding region: 1-711 (236 amino acids)
Source: RefSeq, a predicted model, not a curated record